Botrytis cinerea B05.10 is the source of this 1495-nucleotide messenger RNA. RefSeq lists its product as hypothetical. The record is from RefSeq and is a predicted model, not a curated record. Lineage: Eukaryota; Fungi; Ascomycota; Leotiomycetes; Helotiales; Sclerotiniaceae. Gene Ontology annotation, cellular component: precatalytic spliceosome. Gene Ontology annotation, biological process: mRNA splicing, via spliceosome. Gene Ontology annotation, molecular function: RNA binding; zinc ion binding. The coding region runs from base 140 to 982 and encodes 280 amino acids. The transcript has 2 exons.
GUACUACGAGUGUUACAGCACAUUUGAUACGUUUGAUACAUUAUAUUCUCUCAAACUUGGCGACAUACGAUUUUUUGGGGCCACGACUCCACCAAUUAUAGUUUUAACUUCAUUAAUCAAUCCAGAUCAUUUCGACAAGAUGUCCGAAUACUGGAAAUCAACGCCUAGUUACUGGUGCAAGCACUGUAAACAAUAUGUCAAAGAUACCAAGCUCGAGAAAGCAAACCACGAAGCCAGUCCGCGACAUCAAGGCAAUCUCAAGCGUUUCCUGCGCGACCUACACCGUGGCCACGAGAAAGACGAACGGGAAAAAGACCGUGCCAAAAAUGAAAUCGCCCGUCUAAAUGGCAUAGUGAGUGGAAGUGGCGAAGCAGGAGGUUCCUCACAAUCGUCGCGACCUAGUUCUUCCACGCCGAAACCUCCAGCGACAGCCGCGCAGCGAAAACAACAACUGGCGCAAUUAGCAGAGCUAGGCGUUAGCGUUCCAGAUGAAUUUAGAUCUGAUUUGGCCAUGGCGGGCGAAUGGCAAGUCACUUCUGAGCGCGUUAUUGAUGAUGGAAGCGGAGAAACGAAACCAGAUGCGCUUGCAUUGGGUGUUCGGAAGAGAGAAGCCGAGGAUGAAGAUGAGGAGGCAAAAGAAGCGAAGAAGAGAAGAUGGGGUACGGCGAUCCGCACAUAUCCUACGGAGAAUAACGACGAUGACUUAGAUGCUUUGUUGAGCCAUAACAGUAAAGGCAAGGGUCCCGAUGUGAAGCCCGAAACGAACGACGGUAUCAGUAUAAAGACAGAGACAAAGCCGGAAGAAGCAGCAGAACCUUCAUUGAAUAGCGGAAAGGAAGAACCAGUUGUGAAACCCGAAAUAGAAGAAAAUGUCGAAAUCGACAUAAAGCAGAUUCCAGAGGCCACAGAGCAGAACAGUGAGCCCGCAGCGUCAGGAGUCGUUUUCAAGAAGAGAAAAGCCAAGAAUAUUCGCCAACGAUGAAACGCCACAAUCAGAAUUACAUAUCAAUUCACUCAAAAUCAAGCAACCCAUUCCGGGCAUAGAAACCCCAUUAUUGGAAACAUUGCAGAAUAUUGAACAGAAAAGUUCGCGCAAACCUGAUUAUAGGAGGGAAGAUCUUCAUGCUGCGGAGGCGGGACACAAACAUACCUACUGAUAUGGGUCUGGUAUGGUCUUCAAUUCCAUCUCGCCAUAGAACUUAACUUUGUAAAGAAGUUUAUCAUAUUGAUGCAACAGUGGAAAUUCCGUUAAGAAAACCUCCUAGCAUUUUGGCUAGCGGAUGGAGAGGUAGGUGCUUAGCUGCAUGUAUGUACUUUGUGCAAAGUGGAAAGAAGAGCUCCCAAUUCCGACUCCAUGCAACUAAUCAUUUGUACAUGAAGACCAAGAAAGUUACCCGAGAAAGUUUUAUCUCGGGUAUUCUUAGGAGAGUUAGUUGGCGCAUUAAAACUUAUUAGCACUCUACAAUUCACAUAUUGCGCCUCAAUAUUACGCACA